Molecule: messenger RNA, 3277 nt
Organism: Erpetoichthys calabaricus (reedfish)
Lineage: Eukaryota; Metazoa; Chordata; Cladistia; Polypteriformes; Polypteridae
Product: extracellular calcium-sensing receptor-like
Exons: 6
Coding region: 1-2559 (852 amino acids)
Biological process (GO): G protein-coupled receptor signaling pathway
Cellular component (GO): membrane
Molecular function (GO): G protein-coupled receptor activity
Source: RefSeq, a predicted model, not a curated record
AUGGAAAUGAUAUUCUUGGCAGUUGUAUUACUUGUGCUGUUAAUAAGAGCAGAAGAGCCAUUAUGUAGGCUGCAAGCAAAUCUCAGUUUCCCUCAGUUUUCCAAAGAUGGAGAUAUUAUGAUUGGAGGAAUCUUUUCAUUACACACAAGCAAUAAUCCAACAAAACCAAUUUUUAACUCCUUUCCAGAACCUCUACUAUGCAAAAGUUUAAAUUUCAGAGAAUUUCAGUUUGCAAAAACUAUGAUGUUUGCAAUUGAAGAGAUUAAUAACAAUACCAGCAUUCUUCCUAACAUUUCAUUGGGCUACAACAUCUAUGAUGCAUGUGAGUCUGUACCACAGUCUGUAAGAGCAGCCAUGGCUUUAGUUAAUGGACAACAGGAAACAAUCUCAGACAAAUUCUGCACCAAGAGACCUGUUCAUGCAAUAAUUGCACAAUCUUCAUCAUCGCAGACUAUUGCAAUAGCCACCACCUCUGGCCCUUUCCGUGUGCCUGUGAUAAGUCACUUUGCAACCUGUGCAUGUUUAAGCAAUAGAAACGAAUUUCCAGCAUUUUUUAGAACCAUACCAAGUGAUUAUUAUCAGAGUAGAGCAAUGGCCCAACUUGUAAAGCAUUUUGGAUGGACUUGGGUUGGAGCAAUAAGAAGUGACAAUGAUUAUGGAAACUAUGGAAUGGCCACUUUUGUACAAGCAGCUCAACUGGAAGGAGUCUGCAUUGCAUAUUCAGAGGCAUUUUUUAGAACAGACCCCAGAGAAAAAAUUCUUAAAAUUGUUGAAGUGAUUAAAACAUCCACUGCAAAAGUAGUUGUGACUUUUCUUGCACAAGGAGAUAUUAUUGUUCUGCAGCGAGAGCUUUUGCUGCAGAAUGUAACGGGGCUCCAAUGGAUUGGAAGUGAAUCAUGGAUUACUGAUCAGUUCCUGGCUUUGGGAAAUAGUUAUAAAGUUCUUGGUGGUGCAAUUGGAUUUGCAGUAGGAAAUGCAGUAAUACCAGGCUUAAAAGAGUUUUUAAUUAAGCUUGGUCCAGCUGAGAUUAUGAAGAACAAUUUUGUAAGGGAGUUUUGGGAAACUGUAUUUAGCUGCUCUUUUGAAAUCCAAAGCACAUCUGAAAAUCCUAAUGUUUGCACCGGAUUUGAAAAUCUGACUAAUAUAUAUAAUCAGUAUAGUGAUGUAUCCGAGCUAAGAAUUUCGAAUAAUGUCUAUAAAGCAGUAUAUGCUAUAGCAUGGUCUCUCCAUAAUCUUUUCUCAUGUCAAAAUUAUCAAACUAAUAAUGGAAGUUGUUCAAUCAAACUUAAUAUUGAACCAUGGGAGGUUUUAGAUUACAUUAAAAGGGUUAAUUUUACAACGAAGAAUGGAGAAAGGGUAUAUUUUGAUGAAAAUGGAGAUCCAGUGGCGAGAUAUGAGUUAAUAAAUUGGCAGCUCACAAAUGAAGGGUUCACUGAAUUCAUGACAGUUGGAUUCUAUGAUGCAUCAUUACCUUCUGAUAAACAAUUUAUCAUGAACAAUUCUAAAAUUGUUUGGGUAAAUGGCAGCGUUAAGGUGCCUAUAUCAGUUUGCAGUGUAAGCUGUCUCCCCGGAACCCGAAAAGCUAUUCAGAAGGGAAGACCUGCUUGCUGUUUUGACUGUUUGCCAUGUGCUGAGGGUGAAAUAAGUAACACAACAGAUUCUGUUGAUUGUUUGAAAUGUCCUCUUGAUUUCUGGCCAAAUGAGAAAAAAGACCUGUGCCUUUUGAAAAGUAUGGAGUUCCUGUCAUUCGGUGACAUUAUGGGAAUUUUGCUUGGAACACUUUCACUCCUGGGAGCAAGUGUUACCAUGUUCAUCACAUUGGUCUUCUUUUAUUUUCGUGAUACUCCUGUUGUUAGAGCAAAUAAUGCAGAACUAAGUUUUCUUCUCCUCUUUUCCUUGACCCUGUGCUUCCUGUGUUCUCUAACCUUCAUUGGUCAACCCAGUGAAUAUUCCUGUAUGUUGCGUCAUACAGCAUUUGGCAUAACAUUUGUCUUGUGCAUUUCCUGUGUUUUGGCAAAAACAGUAGUUGUAUUAAUGGCUUUUAGGGCUACACUGCCAGGUAAUAAUAUCAUGAAAUGGUUUGGAGUAAACCAGCAGAGAGCCAGUGUUUGUACCUUUACUUUAAUACAGGUCCUAAUUUGUUCUCUAUGGUUGGCUACUUCACCUCCAUUUCCCACUAAGAAUGUUAAGCUUUAUAAAGAAAUUAUCAUUUUAGAAUGUGACUUAGGGUCUGCAGUAGCAUUCUGUACUGCAUUAGGAUACAUUGGAAUUCUUUCUUUAGUAUGCUUUUUCCUGGCUUUCUUGGCUCGAAAUCUUCCCGAUAAUUUUAAUGAAGCGAAAUUUAUCACAUUCAGCAUGCUGAUAUUCUGUGCCGUUUGGAUAACUUUUAUUCCUGCUUAUAUUAGCUCCCCAGGGAAAUUUACCGUUGCUGUGGAAAUUUUUGCCAUUUUAGCAUCAAGUUUUGCAUUAUUAUUCUGUAUUUUUAUUCCUAAAUGUUAUGUUAUUUUGUUAAAACCAGAAAGUAAUACAAAGAAACAUUUGAUGGGUAAAAUAAAAUAAUUUAAUGUUUUUUGACUCUUGAACAUGUGUAAAAUCUAUUAAAAACAUGAGAAUGGAUGGUGUUCUGUGAUAUACAGGUAGUGCUAACAAAGGUUGGAAAUGCAAAUAUGAUUUUUUUAUAUACUGUACUAACCCAUCAUGUACUAUUUGCAAAAUGUGUACUGAAUUUUCUGCUGCCUACAAUUUGACACUGUCUACAAUUUCAUGAGAAAGUCAGUUAUCUGAUGUCUUAUUAAUGAAGGCUGAAAAUGUCUCAGGAUGCUGUUCAAAUUUUUCUCAUAAAUGCUCAGUUUAUUUUUUACUUGUUGACUGCAUCCUCAUUUUUUUAUCUGGCUUCUACACAUUCAUAAAAAAUGGAAGUCUGAAAAUACUGCUGAUGGAGGCAUAGUAAUCCUAAAAGAUAACCAACCUAGUGGGGCAGUCGAUUAAUGAAUCAAAUUAGGUUACAAGGGAGCACAAAGAAUAAUUCAGCAAUGAUGAUUUUUUUCAAUUCUUUCCACAUGAUGAAUGAGCCUACAUUAUUCCGUGCAAAUGCAACCCAUAAUAUUAUGAACCUUUCAUGUUUUGUGGUCAAAUAAUUGUGACAAUAAUUACUUUUCUUUUCCAGUUCAUCACACUUGAAUUUAUUUACAGUAAAUAAAGUGAAGAUGGAUUCAAAGCUACCCAGCAACCCUGCUCUGAAAUAGUGGGUUUGGCAGAUUGCUGGCUGAAUGGAUGG